AUGCCGGCCGCCUGGAAGCUUGCCCUAGCAGUUGUAAUAACGCUUGCAGCGACAAGCGCUGCUGAUUCUGGGGAUGACUUCUCUAAUAAUUUGUUUUCCGACCUAGCGCCACUGCUAGCUCUUUUCGGAGAACGGGUCACUAUGCAAUUCAUGAGCCAGUCGACUGGUUGGGCUGAUAGUAUUAUUUUGGCAAUGGCUCCGUUAGGGAUCAUUACUAUUAUUGCUAGUGCCAUUAGAGUCGGUGGUCCUUCAUGGCUCAAAGCUAUUAUUGGAAGAGCGAGGGAGAACCUUGCGGUUGCUGAAGCGGAAUUAAUGUCAUCUACUUCUCAUGAGGUCUGUGAGCUGUGGAAUGGCCGAGAGGUGGUGAGAUGCAUGGGAUCACCGUCGACGGCCGAAUUCAUAUGCCUAAGACCUGCGAACAUGAAGUGCACUGAAAAUGGUGCUAAUCAGGUUCCGGAUAUACUCGAACUGAAGGAGGCACUCGAUAAACAGUAUCUGAAGGAGCUACCAUCGAAUGACGGGGCCAGUUUCUGGGAGACUAUAUUGGAUAGUAUCGGUCGCAACCGCGAGUCGGCCAGCGCGAAGGUAGAGAGAGGGGCAAAUUCACAGACAUCCGUUACCAUACCGGUUCCUAAGCUUACCAUUGUUCGGAAUCAAGUUAUUGAUGCGCCAAAUAUCUCUCUUAAUUCCCAUGGCUACCUUAGCCGUAGAGAAUUACGCGCCGUGGCCGUCUUUGGAACGAUCCUUCAGCUAGGUGUCCUGACCUAUUUUGGGUUUGCCACCUACCAUCCGGCGCUAAAGUUUACCAAGGGCGACGAUGCAGUUGCAAAUUAUGCGUUUCCUUGCACUGCUACUGGCACGAUUACAUUGGUAGCUGGCCUACUACUGUGUGCACAUGUUGUGGAGAGCAGCACCGAAGAGAAAAGAUAUCAGCCGUCCAAAGAGACAAAAGCUCGGUUGGUAUGGCUACAACAGGCCCAAACUGUUGGCGACCAGUCUUUCCAGUCUUUUGCAUUAUCGGCUGGGGACAAUCAGACUAUCAUUACAACGUCCUGCCGGGUGAACAAAAAAAGCCAAGGUAUUCAUUUGGAGCUGAAAACUAUUAUUGGCACCGCGGUCAGCCUCUGCGGGUUUGUGGUGCAAUUUAUCGGCUUGCGUGGAAUGCAUUGGUCCGCCUCAGUUGCUCAACUCGGAGCAGUCAUCGCGAUGGCUGCUCUUAGGGCGUGGGUUCGUCGUGGACUCGCACAGCCUCUUCAACGGGUCCGUCUGACCCCAGAACACGAGCUUGAAUGGUUCGCGAUGGCAUUAGGAGAUUUUGAUGGAAUACCCUGGCAACCUGAUAGAAGUCCUAAGGAAUACAGAGAACAAGGACAGACGGCCCGAGCAGGUGUCAACACGAUGAAGAAUAGCGGAGGCAACCCAACAACGCAUAAUAUGAUGGUAACGCGGAGAACACUUUGUGAGCUCGCUGGCUGGCAGGGGCCAGCAUCCGCAGAGGCCUUGACCCUUGCAAGGGCGAUCAAGAUCACAAUGGAUGCUCUAUCUAGUUAUCUUCAUCCUGAAAGUGACUUCACCUGGUCCCUUGGAGCCCUUUCAGCAGGGCACGAGGACAAGCCACCCAAGUUUUGUUGGACGCGAGACGUAACCGUAGACACAAUUCGGAAGGACAUCGAAGCAGUGCUAUCUUUACGGUUAUAUUACGUCUACUCGCAAAAGCGACAAUAUGAAGAUCAGCCAAAAUCUGCCCAAACACAGCGUCGCAAGUAUAAUGCCCGGUUGCACGUUACAGAGAUGCCUGCAGAGCGAGGUUUGCGCCUUCUAGGUCCAGGGACGCGGGCCCUUCGGCGGGAUCUCGCAUGGUGGAUGCCUCCUGAUACAGCAAGAAUCUUGGAAAUUAAAGAAGAUGAGAACGGUACGAUGAAGGUUGAAAACCAUAGAAUUGUUGGCUAUGGUGGGCAGCAGAGUAUUCGUGUAGCUCGGUACGAUGGCACGGAAGCCAGCCUUAGCCCGGACGAUACAUAUCAUUGCGAAAUUGAAGAGAGCACGCUCUUGGCGUCGGAGUCGUAUGACUCCUUAGAGCUACUCUACGCGCAAGACAUGUUCACGAAAUUCAUGCAAUCUGUGGCAGAGAAAAUGGCGCGCGCCAUCGAGGGCGGUUCUAACGUGCGACCUAAAGACUCUAGCAACAUGGUUGCCUGGAAAUGCUUCACACUUCAUCACGAUCGGCUGUCAAAAAUGGCUCAGGACAUCCAUAAUUGUGGACUUGGCAAUAUUCAUCAGACCUAUCUAAGCAUUAUUCAACCCCUAAGCACCGAACAGAAGCUUCCCGAACCCGAUAACGUUAUUGCACUGGCGCGGAAACAUGCCAAGCCACACGAACGACUCCAGGAUUUUGCAGAGGCUAGCAACAUAUAUUUGUGGCUCUUUAGAACGGCAAAUACAUUUCCAAGGAAGAGUAGCAUCUUUGUAAAAGCUACAGCCAUAUUAAUGGAGAAUGUAAGGAUGGUCACCCUCACUUCUAAAUUAAGGGAGGCCCAAUGUUACCCGGAAACGAAAAUCUGGCAGAUUAGAGCGGCUAAGUCGAACAUGGAAAAUGAGUUGAAAAGAGUUGAUCGGACAAUACUAUCAGGCCUCAUGAGCUUGUACAAAAAACAGAGUCGCCAAUGGGAAUGCGAUAUUUUACAGGAUGCUGAGCCUACGAUAGAGGGACACACCAGUCACCCAGGAACGUUCAAUUGCACGCCGUUACAUCAAAUAUGUCAGGAGGAUAGAGAUCAUUUUUUAAGUCGGGAGUUGGCAGUUCGAUACCUAGAUCGAAAAGACAUUCACGGGUGUACGCCCCUCCAUUACGCUGCAGUCAAAGGUUCUUUGGAUGAUACCACCUUUUUGUUGGAUUUUUAUCCGGAUGUUGAUGCGCGAGAUCUCCUCGACUGGACCCCAUUACACUACGCCUGUAAUGCUUGUAGUCAUUCCGGAGUUGUGCAGUAUCUCCUUGACAAGGGGCGACCACAAGUGAACGCCCAAGGCAUAGAUGGAGUAGCUCCGCUGCAUUUGGCCGCUAUGAAUGGAAAUAUUGAAACGGUGCAAAUACUAAUUCGGGCCGGAGCAGCUCUUGAUAUCCAGGACGCCUCAGGAGCUACGGCGCUACACUGGGCCGCAUUCAAGGGCCACGAAGCCAUGGUCGAAUAUCUGUACGAAGACUCGAAUAAAAAGCUGCGAGAUAAAAACAGCCGGACUGCCUUGCACCUGGCAGCAAUAGCGGGAAAGGAGAAUGUAGUACGCUUGCUGGUUCCAUGUUCCGACAAGCAGACCAAUGCCGACAUGGACACCUUUGACAGCGGUGGAUAUAAGCCGCUACACUACGCCGCCAUGCGUGGGCACGAGGCCAUCAUGCGCUAUCUCGUAAAUGUGGCGCCUUUUAAUAGGGAGCAGGCCACGAACUACCAUGGCGAAACGCCGCUACAUUUAGCCGCUCGCCGAGGGCACGAGGCCAUCGUGCGCUAUCUUGUUGGCGAGACGGGCGCUAAUAAGGAGGCCAAAAAUAAGCAAGGCUUUACGCCGCUACAUGCAGCCGCUGCAUAUGGCAAUGAGGCCGUCGUGCGCUAUCUCGUUGGCGAGACGGGCGCUAAUAAGGAGGCCAGAAAUAAGCAAGACUCCACGCCGCUGCAUAUAGCCGCUGCAUAUGGCAAUGAGGCCGUCGUGCGCUAUCUUGUUAGCGAGACGGGCGCUAAUAAGGAGGCCAGAAAUAAGCAAGACUCCACGCCGCUGCAUAUAGCCGCUGUAUAUGGCAAUGAGGCCGUCGUGCGCUAUCUUGUUAGCGAGACGGGCGCUAAUAAGGAGGCUAAAAAUAACAUCUUUAAUCGUACGCCGCUACAUCUAGCUGCUGCAUAUGGCAAUGAGGCCGUCGUGCGCUAUCUCGUUGGUGAGGCAGGCGCUAAUAAGGAGGCUAGAGAUGGUAGUAAUAGUACGCCGCUACAUAACGCCAUUUUUGAAGAGAACGAAGCCCCCUCGAUGUAUUUGGCUGGUGAGGCGGGUGUUGAUAUAGAGGCUAAAGACCAUAAACAACAAACCCCGCUAUUCUGGGCCGCUCUUGAAGACAAUGAAGCCAUCGUGCGCUAUCCCGUCCAUGAGGCGGGUGCUGAUCUAGAGGCUAAGGACUUUAAACAACGACCGCCGCUACGCAGGGCCGCUAAAUGGAGCAAUGAGGCCAUCGUGCGGUAUUUUAUCGAGGCGGGUGCUGAUCUAGAGGCUAAGGACUUUAAACAACGAACGCCGCUACAUAAAGCCGCUUAUCAAGGGCUUCAAGCCUGUGUGCGGUAUCUUGUUGGCGAGGCAGGCGCUAAUAAGGAGGCUAGGGACCGUUUUAACAGAACACCAGCACAGGUUGCCGCUGCCUGCGGCUUUAAGUCUGUUGUGAGAAUACUCGAACAAGAUGAAAAAGCAAUAAGAGGAGCAAAUUGA
Messenger RNA from Metarhizium brunneum ARSEF 3297, 4461 nucleotides. Its product is annotated as Ankyrin-3. The record is from RefSeq and is a predicted model, not a curated record. Gene Ontology annotation, molecular function: protein binding. Lineage: Eukaryota; Fungi; Ascomycota; Sordariomycetes; Hypocreales; Clavicipitaceae.